AUGGCUUCUGCCUGUGUUUUUCCUGAGGAAAUCCUCAAAAGACCUCGCCCUCUUGUGUUUCUGUGUGGCUUGGAUCAAACGAACAGAACACAUUCGGCGAUCGGAGAGAGUUUCAGCUCGUUCCACAAACCAAAUGCUUCGUUGAGUUCCAAAAUUGUUGAUCUCAAUUUCGAAGUUCCUAAGCCCAAGCCCAAAAAGGGUUCGUACGAAUGGUACAUUCCGAAGGGUAUUUUGAAAAUGGGGUGGAUUGAUAAGCACUUGAAUCAUGUUCCAGCGGUAGUUGCCGUGUUCUUCGAGCUUAAUUGGGACGACAGUGACUUGCCAGCGAAACAAUCCGAAUGUGUAGCCAGAAUCGAACGAAUAAAACAGACUCUUCAAGGUCAAACUAUGGGACCUCCUCAAAACGGACAUCAAACCAAAAUAGUCCUGAUUCUGAUCCAAAAAAGAGUUAUUUUGCCAGCAGGCGAAGAUUCGCCGCAAGCCAGUGACUACGCCGCCCAGUUAUGUGACGCUUGCGGAAUUUCUCCAAAAAGUUUGCUUGUGUUACCGCUUUCAGAAGGAACUGUGAUGGACGGAUACAUAAAACGAAUUCACGAGGAAUUACUUGCACUAGCUAAUACUUAUUAUACAGCUCAGGUUCGAGUUGUGAGAAGUCACAAGGAUAAUCUGAACAAGACUACUCAUGCCUUGUUGUUUGUGAGACACUACAUUAAGAUUGCGUUUUUCUCGGAAAUGCAGCAGAAUCCAAAUAGACCGGAGGCACAGACCGAAACAGUGUUGAAAUAUUAUAAACAGGCGUACGGUAACCUUACAGACGGAACAGUCCGAAUAUACGACACGAACUUAAUGGAAGUGAAAACAAUCGCGGGCUUCAUUAACUACAAAAUAUGCAAGCUGUACUUCCAAAACAACCAGCCUCUAUCAGCCAUCAAACAAUUCAAACUAUUUUUAGAAUACUUCAAACUUAAACAUGGGCCUCAGCAGUUGAUUUUUGAGCAUUACGCUUGGCUUUCGAAGCAGUUUUCUAUUUUCGCCGAGCUUUUUGAGGAAGCAGUCAAUAUUGGGCUCUCAGCUAUUCAAUUACAACACCCAGGAUUUUAUUAUCAACAAGCAGCCUACUUAACAAUGCAAAGGCGAGAGAGUGCAACUAUGGUGUGUGGAAAUUUAUACUCGAGUCAGCAGCAACCCCCGCUUGACCUUUCGGACGUGCAGCUGGAGUUUUGGGGUCAGCGACCUUGGAGACCGGGAAUCCAGAGCAUUGACCCUCCGGAUUUGCAGAAAGAAAAGGCUGGAAUUGAGAUGUUACAACAGGCGGAGUUAUCGGUGAAAUAUAGUCCGAUCAUCACACCGCUGUUGUUUUCGGCUGUCAUAUAUUUCAAGGUUAACCACCUGAAUUCGAAUCAUUCGUCUCAGUUUGAGAAGAUCUACAGUUCUAGCCAAGUUGCACUUUUAGCAGCUCUAGUUCUUGGUCUAGAGAUGCUGAAGCGAUACUAG
Messenger RNA from Symsagittifera roscoffensis, 1494 nucleotides. RefSeq names its product trafficking protein particle complex subunit 11-like. Gene Ontology annotation, cellular component: cytoplasm. The transcript has 3 exons. The record is from RefSeq and is a predicted model, not a curated record. NCBI's taxonomy places the organism in Eukaryota, Metazoa, Xenacoelomorpha, Acoela, Convolutidae. The coding region runs from base 1 to 1494 and encodes 497 amino acids.